Myripristis murdjan (pinecone soldierfish) is the source of this 4292-nucleotide messenger RNA. Its product is annotated as vesicle-fusing ATPase-like. Gene Ontology annotation, molecular function: ATP binding; ATP hydrolysis activity. NCBI's taxonomy places the organism in Eukaryota, Metazoa, Chordata, Actinopteri, Holocentriformes, Holocentridae. Gene Ontology annotation, biological process: SNARE complex disassembly; intra-Golgi vesicle-mediated transport; Golgi to plasma membrane protein transport. Gene Ontology annotation, cellular component: Golgi stack. The transcript has 22 exons. Bases 113 to 2353 code for a protein of 746 amino acids. The record is from RefSeq and is a predicted model, not a curated record.
UGCGUGAUGACGUCAGGAGAGGAGGGCACGUCAGUGUUGAGUGUGCGGUUGUUCUGUCAGCACAGCGUUUAUGCUGAAUUGCACUUGAACGUUAAAGGGGGAGAAUACAAAGAUGGCCGGCCGGACUAUGCAAGUGGCACGAUGCCCAACAGACAACCUGUCGUUGACCAACUGUGCCGUCAUCAGUGACAAGGAGCAACAGUUUGAACAACAUGUGACUGUGCGCAAUUUAACCCACAAGUAUAUUUUCACAUUGAAGACCCACCCCGAUGUUGUCUUAGGGAACAUCGCCUUCAGCCUGCCACAGAGAAAAUGGGCAGGCCUGUCCAUUGGUCAAGAUGUGGAAGUAAGCAACUACAAGUUUGACAAGUCCAAACAGUGUAUAAGUUCCAUGACAGUGGAAAUUGACUUCCUGCAGAAGAAAAGUGUGGACAGUAACCCCUACGACUCGGACAAAAUGGCCGGGGAGUUUCUCCAGCAGUUCAACAACCAGGCCUUCAGUUUCGGCCAGCAGCUGGGGUUCAGUUUCUGUGAUAAGCUGUUUGGCUUGCUGAUAAAGGAUAUUGAGGCCAUGGACCCCGGCAUCCUGAGGGGAGAGAACACCUCUGGCAAGAAACAGAAGAUUGAGAUUGGCUUGUUGCUGGGCAAUAGUCAGGUGAUUUUUGAGAAGGCUGAGAGCUCAUCGCUAACCCUGGUUGGGAAGGCAAAGACCAGGGAGUCUCGGCAGUCCAUCAUUAGCCCAGACUGGAACUUUGAGAAGAUGGGCAUCGGCGGCCUGGACAAAGAGUUUUCCGACAUUUUCCGCAGGGCCUUCGCCUCCCGAGUCUUCCCUCCGGAUAUCGUGGAACAAAUGGGCUGUAAGCAUGUGAAGGGAAUCCUGCUGUACGGACCCCCGGGCUGCGGUAAGACCCUGAUGGCUCGACAGAUAGGCAAGAUGCUCAAGGCCCGGGAGCCAAAGAUUGUCAACGGCCCUGAGAUCCUCAACAAGUACGUUGGAGAGUCUGAGGCCAACAUCAGGAAACUGUUUGCAGACGCAGAGGACGAGCAGAAGAGGCUUGGUGCCAACAGUGGCCUUCACAUCAUCAUCUUUGAUGAGAUUGAUGCCAUCUGUAAGCAGCGUGGCAGCAUGGCCGGCAGCACGGGAGUCCAUGACACAGUGGUUAACCAGCUCCUGUCCAAGAUAGACGGAGUGGAGCAGCUCAACAACAUCCUGGUCAUAGGAAUGACCAACAGGCCUGACCUGAUCGACGAGGCGCUGAUGAGGCCGGGCAGACUGGAGGUGAAGAUGGAGAUUGGUCUACCGGACGAGAAGGGCCGUGUUCAGAUCCUCAACAUCCACACAGCCAAGAUGCGUCAGUUCAACCUGCUGGGCAGUGAUGUGGACAUCAAGGAGCUGGCCGUGGAGACCAAGAACUACAGUGGUGCUGAGCUGGAGGGCCUGGUCAGAGCCGCUCAGUCCACCGCCAUGAACAGACACAUCAAGGCCAGUGCGACAGUGGAGGUAGACAUGGAGACGGCAGAGAAGCUGCAGGUCCACAGACAUGACUUCCUGGCCUCGCUGAAUAAUGACAUCAAACCUGCAUUCGGUACCAACCAAGAAGACUAUGCGAGCUACAUCAUGAAUGGCAUCAUCCGGUGGGGUGACCCUGUGUCGGCUGUCCUGGGGGACGGGGAGCUGCUGGUGCAACAGACUAAGAACAGCGACCGCACACCGCUGGUCUCUGUGCUGCUGGAAGGCCCUCCCAACAGUGGGAAGACAGCAUUGGCAGCAAAGAUCUCUGAAGAUUCCCAGUUCCCCUUCAUCAAGAUCUGCUCCCCUGACAAGAUGAUCGGACACUCUGAGAUCGCCAAAUGCCAGGCUAUCAAAAAGAUAUUUGAAGACGCUUACAAGUCCCAGCUGAGCUGUGUGGUAGUGGAUGACAUUGAACGCUUGUUGGACUAUGUCCCGAUUGGCCCUCGUUUCUCUAAUCUGGUCCUGCAAGCUCUCCUGGUUCUGCUGAAGAAACCUCCUCCAAAGGGUCGUAAGCUGCUGAUCAUUGGCACCACCAGCCGUAAAGACGUCCUCCAGGAAAUGGAGAUGUUAGAUGCCUUCAGCACCACGAUCCACAUCCCUAACAUCUCCAGGGGAGAGCAGCUGGUCGAGGCCCUGGAGCUGCUGGGCAGUUUCCAGGAGAAAGAGCGGGCCAGCAUAGCCAAGGCUGUGAAGGGCCAGAAUCUGUGGAUUGGCAUAAAGAAGUUGCUCAUGCUUAUCGAGAUGGCUGUGCAGAUGGAUCCUGAAUACAGGGUUACCAAGUUCCUGAGUCUACUUAAAGAUGAAGGAGCACUGGGUUCUGAUAAGUUUGUGGCAAUCUAGACUCCCAGUGGAGCCACAUAGUCAAACACAGGCAUCCUGUCACGUUGCUGAGGAGCGGAAGCCUGCAAGCAGCUGGCAGGAAAAAGCGAGCGAGAGAUACUUUCCAUCUCUCCUUACAUCCCAUCCAUCCCUGAAGCUCUUGGUUUGCUUCUCCGUACCGCAGGUUUCUGCGGCAGUGCCCAUCCAAACAACCUCCCCCUCCUUUUCAGCACUAUGUGGACAAGUGUAAAAUAAGAGAAAAAGUACUGUUUAUGUUGUAAUCUAUACGUGCUAUUCCUAGCACUCCAUGCGUUUUUAUGUAUAAAAACACGGGCAGAAAAAGCUGCAUUUCUAGGUGCAGAUGAGUCACGGCAAGUAAAUGUGCAUGCAGGAGCAUUUAUUAUAAAACUGUAUGUUUAUAUAUUUGUGUGCAUAGAUUCUUACUAUGAUCAUUCCAAGACCUGGUGGUUUGUGACUUAAAGAUCUACUCACAUUGGUCUUACAACAUAUAUGUGCUUGUUCAUGUUUGACCAUACUUUUAUGAAUAAAUUAAUUGUAUUACUAAUGAUAACGAUGGUAGCGUAUUAAACAAGUGAUCAAAUAAAUGAUCACAAUGUUUUUUAGAAUGGAAGCCACCGCUGUUGAAAUUGAUUUUGUGUAUACUUUCUGUGGAGGAUGUCUGCAGCCCUCUGUUGUGCCUUUGCAUGCGUGCUGAGUGUCCUGUGUGUUGGCACAGAGGAGGAGCAGAGAUUAGACACUACAGCCACUCAUAUCGUCCAGAAGUCUCCUCUGUGUUUGCUCGAGAGGAUCUCAGGCUGACAAAAAAGUGGUGCUUUUCUGAUUUCAGACUGGUCUCCAUCUAAUCACCACAUACCACAGUCCACUGAAUUUUAAACAAUUUUAAAAUGUCUCAGGGAAGUUUAAACAAUCACAAGGGAAGGGAAGCCUGAUUUUCUGUGAUUGAAAACUUACCUGACACUUAAUUCUCCUUUUUUGCCAAAUACCAACCACGAUUCUCCAAGCAUGUUAAAAUGUUAUUUGAAAAUUCAUUAAGCCAAGUUUAUCGGAUCCAGUUUUGUAAUCAAUGAUUCUAGAUCAGACUGUUUGAAGAAGCUUUGUGCUUACCUGCACAGAUGAGCUAAAAAUAAUGUAGGCAACAUGUCAAAAAAUUCCCUGUAUUCUUUUCAGUUUCACCCAUCGUAAAUAAGAGCUUAUGCAGUUUAUGCAGUAUGGGUUUACCUGUCAAUGUCCCUGCUACUUUGUGGUUACCGGUGAAUCCUCCCUCUCUGUCUCUGUGUUGUGCAAUCACUGUACACCUGAACAGGAAAACACUGUAUGCCAACUGUUUACCAAGUAGCUACUCUACUGGCUUGCUCGCUGUCUGUGCAAAUGAUCUCCUCUUGGAUGCAGAUGUCUUGAUUGAGUCCUGCAAGGUUGUGACCCCACAGUGCUACUCACCUGAAGUACCAGGGAUGUUGAUGUUUUCCCCAUGUCGGCAGCACCUCUCCCCCAGCAUGUGAGCAUGCUUUAACACUGCUGUUUCUGCAGCCAGCAGGGCAGCAGCUGGGCUAUUUCCACAUUAAUGAGUCGACACUGGUGUCGAUGUACAGAGUGGAUAUGUAUCUCAGAGUUGGGAUCAGCUCACAUUGAGUUCAGUCAAUUUAAAUUUACAUGAUCAGUUAAUUUUAUAGUACAAUACAAAUUAAUGAAAAAUUGACACAUUUGAAUUUCAAUAUGGAAAACAAAAAAUAAAUUGUUUCACCGACUGACUCAAAAGUGACUUCACCUCUAUGAUCUGUAUAUCUACCAGCUUUUUGUUGUACUGUACAUUUUUUGCAGUGACCAUUGCACUUUUGUCACUGAUCUAUUUGUAAUGAAGAGUCAUGGGUUGCUGUUGACCUCUUUUGUUAAACAAGUUGAAAGUGUAUUGUUGAAAAUAAACGUGGACAAGAGAAAAGUA